Molecule: messenger RNA, 1612 nt
Organism: Toxorhynchites rutilus septentrionalis
Lineage: Eukaryota; Metazoa; Arthropoda; Insecta; Diptera; Culicidae
Gene: Su(fu)
Product: suppressor of fused homolog
Exons: 3
Coding region: 70-1428 (452 amino acids)
Cellular component (GO): cytoplasm; nucleus
Molecular function (GO): transcription factor binding
Source: RefSeq, a predicted model, not a curated record
AAAAGCUUGGCUUCUCCGUUGUUUACGUUUCGUCGUGAAACGAAAUUGCUGUGAUUUCGGGUCAACAUCAUGUCGUCGAUCAGAAACGAUGAGGAUGAUCUACUAAAACGGCGAAUGGUACCACGAGGACUGCAGAAGCUUAUAGAACAAUGUCUAAAAAUUUAUCCCGACCAGACCAAUCCGCUUCAAGUUACAACCGUGCUCAAAUAUUGGCUCGGCGGACAGGAUCCGUUGGAUUACAUCAGUAUGUAUAACAAUCCUGGAGAUCCAGAUCAAAAUAUUCCACCGCAUUGGCAUUACAUUAGUUUCGGUCUCUCGGAUUUACAUGGCGAUGGGAGGGUACAUUUACCCGACACAAUUGGUGGAAUGGAACCGCGCUCUGGAAUGGGAUUCGAGUUAACGUUCCGAUUAGUGAAAUCAGCGGAAAAUGCAGAAGAAAGGCCACCAACCUGGCCAGCAAAUCUGCUGCAAGCUUUGGCUAAAUAUGUGUUCCAAUCGGGAAAUAGGCUCUGCUUCGGGGAUAAUAUCCCCUGGCGCAGGCCAUUAGAUGGUAAAUCAUCUAGCAUACAGCAUAUGUUGAUUGCUGAGGAUCCGCAAAUGUCCCGAACUGAGACUCCUUUUGGUUGGGUUGAUUUUCUCCAAAUCGUGGGUGUUACUAACGAGGAACUAGAGCAAGCUUCGCGUUGGAAUGGAAAGGGUCUUCUAAAUUUACUCCAGAAUGAUGUGAUUACUGGAGGUUCAUGGCUAAUUACUGAUAUGACCAGAUCGAAGAGUGUGUUUGAGCUAUUCCCCGAGACUCUUCGACAGUUGGAGUGUGACCUGGAGAGAGAAGGUUCCGAUCUUGCCGGCGUUAACGCGGAUUUCACGUUUAAAGAGCUGCCCAAAAUGGUAACCGUGAAAAAAGAAGUUUUCGAUACAGAGGAUGAAAUAUCCAAAAGUAUUUCCUCGUGCAACAUCGAAAUAAAGAAAGAAUUCAACGAUGGACUGGAACAUUCCGGAUCAUCCGACAUGGUCAAUCCAUUUCAUCAUUCACAGAUUCCUUCUCGAGUAUCACCACUCAAUGGGAUUGAGCUUACGUUGGCACCAUAUGCUGCAAAGUUUCUUAUUCUUGCCAUCAAAGAUAGAAUACGACACGGUCGACAUUUCACAUUCAAAGCGCAGAAUAUGGCCGUUACUUUCGUAGCAGAAUCGGUUACCGGUGCCAUUGUAAACAAGGAUGCACCCUACGGCGUUUUGGGGUAUUGGGUCCAAAUCCUAAUCCGAAACUCGCUUAUUCCCAAGAUGCUGGAUGCAUUAAUCGAUCUGAACAAAAGCUCGGAUAAUUUGAAGAUACCUUUGGUUUACGAAUGGCCCGAGUACAAUCUUAAAUUCAUCAUCGAUAAUCCACCGCCGGAGCUGCUCAAUCAACAGGGACCUAUCUUAGCCUAAGAUGCCUCGAGUAACUGCGAACUGCUAUAGAUCAAUUAGGUUAGUUACAGUAGGGAUAAUGUUCUUCCGAUUCUAUAGUAUUUUAUAAAAUAAGUUUUUGGAAUAGUAGGAUCUUUACUUUUAAUGUGCCUUGAAUCGAAACAAAUUUUAAAAUAUAUUUUGAUAGUAUAUUGUUUAAAACUCA